Molecule: messenger RNA, 1676 nt
Organism: Vitis vinifera (wine grape)
Lineage: Eukaryota; Viridiplantae; Streptophyta; Magnoliopsida; Vitales; Vitaceae
Product: cytochrome P450 714C2
Exons: 5
Coding region: 200-1498 (432 amino acids)
Molecular function (GO): iron ion binding; heme binding; oxidoreductase activity, acting on paired donors, with incorporation or reduction of molecular oxygen
Source: RefSeq, a predicted model, not a curated record
CUGCCAAAACACAUAGAGACAGGGAAGAUGUUACUGGCACCACCUUCGCGGACCACGCCAGUCUGCAUAACAGUAUCGUAUAAAUAAAAUAAUAAUAAAAAAACUUUACACAGCCCCUCCACAAAAUAAAUAUAGAACAACCCAAAGACGGGAAAAAGAAAACAGGAGAGAAAAGAAGGAAGAAGAAGAAGAAAGGAAAAUGGAAGCUGCAGGACUAGGUUUAACAAGGAUAAUAGUAUCAGCGGUGUUGGGUGGUGUUUUAGGGUUGUUUAUAUAUCUCUAUACCACCUUGUUUUUGCAGCCAAGAAGGCUUCAAUCAAAGCUUAGAAGGCAAGGGAUUAGAGGGCCUCCACCUUCCUUUCUGUUUGGGAAUAUAGCUGAGAUGAAGAAGAUCCAACUCCACGCACACUCAACUGCUGCAAAAGAUCAUGACUCUAUUGCUCAUGACUGGCCUUUCACACUCUUCUCUUAUAUUCAUCAGUGGAGAAAUCAAUAUGGACCAAUAUUCACAUAUUCAACUGGAAACGUACAACUACUGUGCAUAACGGAUCCAGAGAUGGUGAAAUACAUAAGCCUUUGCACUUCUCUGAGUCUAGGAAGGCCUUCUUUUGCAUCUAAGGAUCGCAGGCCUCUGUUUGGUGAAGGCAUUUUAUCAUCUAAUGGUUCAGUUUGGGCCUACCAAAAGAAAAUCAUUGCUCCUGAGUUGUACAUGGACAAGGUUAAGGGAAUGGUGAAUUCAAUGGUGGAUUCUACUACCAUAGUGCUCAGAACUUGGGAGAAUAGUGUAGACAAUGAGGAAGGAGUCGCAGAUAUUAGAGUUGAUGAGGAUUUGAGAAGGGUGUCCGCAGAUAUAAUCUCAAGAGCUUGCUUUGGAAGCAGCUAUUCCCAAGGAAAAGACAUAUUCUUAAAGCUCCGAACUCUUCAAAAGAUCAUGUCCAAGGGGUUUUCAUACACUGGGGUUCCUGGGUGGAGACACUUGCCAAACAAAAACAAUAGAGAGAUAUGGAGAUUAGAGAAGGAGAUAAACAUGAUGAUAUUGAAGGUGGUAAAUGAACGCAUUGGGGCUCAACACGGCGAAAAGGACCUUUUGCAAAUGAUACUCGAGGCUGCCAAAAGUUCAUCUAGUCACAAUGGUAAACCUUCAAUGGAUAUCAACUCAGACAAGUUCAUAGUCGAUAAUUGUAAGAACAUAUACUUUGCUGGCAAUGAGACCACUGCCGUAACCGCGUCAUGGGCCUUAGUGCUGUUAGCUACGCAUCCAGACUGGCAAGCUCGUGCUCGUGCUGAGGUGCUUGAAAUUUGCAAGGGUCGCCUUCCAGAUGCUGAUAUGCUGCGACGCAUGAAAACGUUGGCUAUGGUGAUUCAAGAGACAUUGCGCCUUUAUCCUGUGGUGGCAUUCGUAGCAAGAGAGACCUUUCAAGACAUGAAGUUUAGAGACCUUUCAGUUCCGAGAAAUUCAGUGAUUUGGAUUCCACACUACUACAAAAAUAAUUUAUGAUGUCACUAUUUAUGGUGUCGCAUUUAAAAUAAUGACACCAUUGAACUUAAAAUUUAUAAAGGUGACACAUCAUAUAAAAAAUCUUCAAUUAGGAUAGUUAGAUGAUGCUAAUUUCAGAUUUACGGUGUCAUUUUUUGGAAGUGACAUCAUAUGAAAUAAAAAGUUUUAAAUUUUAUAA